Molecule: messenger RNA, 5000 nt
Organism: Lobosporangium transversale
Lineage: Eukaryota; Fungi; Mortierellomycota; Mortierellomycetes; Mortierellales; Mortierellaceae
Exons: 9
Coding region: 29-4909 (1626 amino acids)
Biological process (GO): early endosome to late endosome transport
Cellular component (GO): transport vesicle; early endosome; late endosome
Molecular function (GO): guanyl-nucleotide exchange factor activity; SNARE binding; phosphatidylinositol binding
Source: RefSeq, a predicted model, not a curated record
CUUCAAUUUACUUGACAGAUAAUGUGCCAUGGACCUGACGCGGUCCUUGUUCCAAUCACCCGCAAGUGCCACUGCAACUGCAACCGCAGGGGAUAACUCUGUGUUAUAUCAUCCCUAUCAUGAUGACCGAUUAUGGCCCAGUACAACCACCAAUCACUUCCUGUCCUUGCUCUUCUUUCAAGAAUCCAAUUCUGUUUCGACAUCCGACCUCAUCGACCCCGAGCAACUCAAGCAUGUCCAGUCCUUGAAACGGACAUUUGAGACAUGUUUAGCAUCAAUAGUUCGGGAACGAGACCGACAACAUGGUCAUCAGCUGGUCAUUCUUUGUCCGGUCCAACAGUCGCUCAUGGGCACUAAUGCGCUUUUGAAAUUGGAAUGGGAAUGGGGUGGCAUGGAUGAGGAAUUCAUCAUGAGCCAUAUUGUCCGUAUCCCUGACAGAGAUCAUCCAGUGACUAAAAGCCUAUCUGUUACAACUCUGAACGGACGCACCUUGAUUGUCACAGAUACGACUGUGACGACGGCCAAGGGAUUUAAGCUCUUGAAGCAAGCGCGUCUUGUCUCGGAACAGAUAUUUUAUGAUGAUGAGGGAAGAGGCUGGCUUAUUCAAUUCAUUGACCGCCCUCUCGUAGGAAUCCCGCAAAAUAACGAUCAGAUAUUAUUAGGUCAUCCUACAACAAGUACUGCAACCACUUUAAUCCCAGAAGACAAAGGAAAUGACAUCACUUAUCGCAAUGAAAGCAACACUGACAGAUUGACAGGAUCAUCGGGGUUAUUUAGUCCUCCAUUGCGCGCAGAGACCCAUUCCCCAAUAGCAGCUACUACCACCAGUCGCCGCAACCGGUAUCGCUUGGGCCAGUACUCAAUAUAUAAUGCAACAGAUCCUUACAGUUAUGUCCACAGACGAUCCAAAGGACGACCUUUCUUGACCCUUCAUAUUGUGCUGCAACGUUUCCCUGGCGUAUCACAGAAACUGGAAAAAUUGAUUAUGGAUUUCAAUGACGCGAUGAUGGCGAAAAACAACUUGGAUGAUAUACGGACUGCUGUGGAUCGUCUUUUAGCCAAUAGUGUGGAGCUCAUGAAUAAACUGGACUCGAAAAUACUUAUGAGACUGUUAGACGAAUACAAAGUGACAGUAGAUGUAUUGGAUCAGCUUUUAGAGAAUCACAUCAUGAAUUCAACCUAUGAUAUUGUAUUCUUCAAAAUCACCCUUCAAUUUAAGCAACAAGACUGGGAUUUAUCAGAGGCUAUAAGGGAUCUCCGGAAUUUAGAUCUUGUUCAGAUUGGACUAUCGGAUACUCCACAACACUAUCAAUGUCUUGUCUCUGCAUUGAAUGAAUUCCAGUCCAUUGGAAUACUGCGGACACCCGAAGAGAAACUAAAUUACUUGAUAAGGUCUGUUCGAGUGGCUAGCACAUUAUCUGGAGGGGCAGAUGACCUUAUUCCCAUCUUGCUUCUUACAGUUCUUCGCUCAGAUAUCAGCAAUUUGGCAUCAAAUCUUUAUUAUAUGAAGAACUUCGUCCUAUUUGGAGACCCAUCAAGCGGUGAAUAUGGAUACUCUCUUUCUACGCUGGAAGCUGUCUCACGAUACAUUAUUACCCAUAUCAAACAAUUAUUGCCAUUCUCAGCCAAAAAUCAGGAGUAUUGGGACAUGGUCCGUUCAGGUGAUAUGAAAGGAAUCAAAAAUAUUUUUUCUGAAGCUUCAGAAUGUAAUCAAACUAAGCAAAAACAACAACCAUUAUCGGCGUCACCUUUACUUCGAAGAACGUCAGUGGCAAGUUUUGGAACUGAUAGUGAUCAUUCUAUGCCUGAGUCAGUUAUCCAGGAGCCACCAUCUAUCUCCGCUAUAAAGAGUCGAGAUUUUGUUGGUAAUAAUGGUGUAUUGAUAGCCUGUCAAGCACAGCAGAUGGAAGUACUACGAUACCUUGUGGAGGAGCAAGGUCAGUCGGUGGACGUGUGGAAUUAUGAAGGCAAAACUCCACUCAUGCUCUGUGCCAACUUGAAGAAUAAGGAUAUGAUUCAAUUUAUUCUUCAUCAGGCUCAGGGUAUUAAGGAAGCAGAUCUAAAGGCUAUUAUUAAUAGACAGGAUGUACUUGGAAAUACUGCGGUCCAUGUGUGUGUGGCGGCCAAAAAGGAUAAUAGAGAAAAUCUGGUAGUUCUAGAAGAACUCUUGAAAUCUGAACCUGACCUUGGUCUUCCCAAUAACGAGGGCGAUACUCCACUCAUCAUCUCUGCAAAAAAGCAGCAGGACGACUAUAGUAAAGACCGUGAUCGUGAUCAUGGCGGAAACCAAAUCAUAUCGGCUCUUACCAAAAAGAUGGCACCCAGAGAUUUGGACCGACAGAAUAAUAGUGGUGAUACAGCGCUUCAUUUCAUAAAUGAUCCGAAGCUGAUCCAGGAUUUGAUCUCAUGUGGAGCAAAUCCAGAUAUUGAAAACUAUGCAGGAUGGACGCCUCUCCUGAAAUGGACUCUUCAUGAUAACACCGCUGCCGUUGAAAGCUUAUUGGCGACUGGUGAUUGUGUGGACCCAUUGAUAACAGACUCAAGAGGUUAUACGCCACUACAUAUGGCGUGUCUUCGAGGUAAUUUAGAGAUGGUCAAACUACUAGAAGAACGGACGUCAAUGGUCGAUAUUCAGUCUGCAGUGGAUGGCAGUACCCCUCUUCAAUUAGCAUGUCAAUCAAAUUCAGCUGUCGUGGUCGAAUUUUUAUUGCAGAGGGGCGCUAAUCCGGAAUUGAGAGACUGGGCAAACGAGUCGCCGGCAGAUAUGACGAAUGACCCUAUAAUUCUUGAUAUGCUCGACAAUGCAAUGCUUUUCUGGGAUAGUGAUGAUCAUUGUUAUGUUCAUAACAGGAGUUCAGAAAAGUCUUCUCUAUCAUUGUCGUUGUCCAAGGUCCAAGGAAAGAAGCCAACUCCAUCAAGCAAUUUACCUAAGAAAGCUAUCCGAGUUGUCAGAGGAACUAUGGAGCGGGAUGGUAAAGUCCGAUAUAUCGUCAAGAGUGGAGCGUCCUCAGGCCCGUCAACCAUUGUAACAAUGUUGCGAUCAUUAGAGGAUUUUCAGUUCUUGCGGCAAAACCUAUUAAUUGAAGGGCCUGAUGCUUGUAUACCCUCGCUCAAAGAUUUUUAUUCGCCCUUUUUGCUCUCUCCAAGCCGACCUUCUAAAACUGUUCUUGCGAUAUCUGCCAGAAGGUUGGACAUGUUCUUGAACUAUCUGUCAAGCCAUCCAGUCCUAGCUAACCACGAACUAGUUUGGGAGUUCAUAUUAAUACCGGAGUUGCAGCGUGAUUUAAUAUUAGAGCGAUCAAUGAUUAAGCAGGAGAAUGCAAUCGACAGUAUCUUUGACAAUUUCCCAUCCACUAUCGAGAACCUGGAGCAUGAAGAGAUGUAUUUCCAUCAUUUGAACGAAGAGGUCUUGAGACUGGAGGCAGCAGUACAGCAAGUUAGAAAGUGUGCUAGGAAAUUGAGUCGAAGCACACAAGAUGUACCUCAGCAGCUCGAUAUUUUGGCAGGAGCCUUGGAUCGGUCAUACUUGAUUGACUUUGAUAAUAAGAGCGAAUAUGUUAAUGCAACAAAAGCGAUUGCCUCAACGCAAACUACUAUGCGUGCUUCUGACAUUGAGUCAUUUGGAAACUUGUUUGAAGACUUUUCAUUUGUGAUUGAUGGGACAUUGAAGGCGCUGAAACACCCACAGGAAAUCAUCGCGUCUAUACGGCAACUGAGAGUGGUAGCGCAGAAAACAGAACAAUCAAUGCGUCGGAAUGAUAUGUGGCGGUCGGGAUUAUUUACUAUUGGAGGAGGGGCCAAGUAUGCAGUCAAUGGUGCAGGUGCAGCGCUUGGUGCAGUUGGACAUGUGGCCACUUCAGCCUUCGGAGCUGUCUCUGAGUCUUUCGCCUCAGGAUCCGGAAGAAGGCAGCACAUAAGGGCUGCAUCCGAAAGCGCCGUGGGCAGGUCAUCUAAGAUUAGAUCUGCCCCUUCGUCACCAUCUUCUUCAACACCGCAAGUUAUAUCACCUUCGACACCACCAUUGUUACCAUAUAACAAACGCUCAUCUUUAGUUAUGAAACUGACGCCUAGCAUGUCUCAAACCAGCUUGACUAGCGCCGCUAGUAGUAACAGCAUCAUCUCCAGUCCAUUUCGAUCACGUAGAGGCGGCCAGAGUCCAGUCACGAAAAACAUGAUGACUAGUACAUCUCUCCACACGCCGCCAUUCUCGUCCAUUACUACAGUAACCUCUUCAAAGUCAACAGCCCAGGCUUCGUCCUUGGAAGAGAUCGAAGGCAAAAUUGGAGAAGCGUCCAGCCUAUUGAACAGUUUGCGGGGAUCGCUCUUUGAAGAGCUAGCGCAUUUACAGAACCACCAUACCAAGGAGCUGGAAAAAGCUAUGAGAGACUUUGGGGCACGCCAACUUCAGAUUGAGAGGAGCCGUUUACACGAUAUGAUCGGGAUAUUAAAUGACCUUCGGAUUGAGUCCAAUACCACUGCUUUCUCUACUAGGAUAGCAGCUGUUGCUGUGACAGACGGCAUCCAAGUUACAGGCUCGAACUCGAGUGUUGCGGGUGGGUCACGAUCGCUCAUGGAACCGAAUUUGGAUUUGACAUUAGGAAGAAUUAGUCGGAAUAUCAGUCGUCAGUCUUCGAUCCAUGCAAAGACACCAAGAGUCGGCUCUGGAGCCUCAUUGAUAGGUGAUGGGGUAGGGUCCCUGUUUGAGUUUGGGGACGAUGAGAAAGUGGAGGUACGGAAGUAUCAGCGCCAGCAGCAUGAACAUCAGCGUAAGAAUAGUGCCAAUCGCGAAUCGGGCCACGGCCGUAACAUGGUGUCCGAAGAUGGCCAAAACAACGGAAGCACUAGUAGGAAGGAUAUAAACUCUGAUCAAGAGGACGUGCUGAGCGAGAAAAUACCAUUUGACGACUAAACAUUGUAUUAGCAAUAUCAGCAGAAAAAAAAUAAAAAGUCAGCUCUGUAUACUUAUUCUACUCUAUUUUCAUCAAUCACAUCGCGCCUUG